UUAAGACACACUUCACUCACCUUCUUCAUACAAACCUUUCAAGCUCUUAAACAAUGGCGUCCAUGGCUACCACCUUUGCCUCGUCUCUCUCCACCAAGACCAGGACCUCUUUCCUGGACCAAUCAUCGUUCCAUGGCGUUCCGGUGGCUUCUCCGACGCGGAUCCAACCAAUCAAAUCGAACCAAAGCAAGAACACACCGAUCACCAUGUCUGCUACCCCGUAUGAUCUCGGAUCGUUCACCUUUAGUCCGAUCAAGGAAGCGAUCGUGUCUCGUGAAAUGACGAGAAGGUACAUGACUGAUAUGAUUACCUACGCCGAUACCGAUGUCGUUGUAGUCGGCGCUGGCUCCGCUGGUCUCUCCUGUGCUUAUGAGCUUAGCAAAAACCCUGACGUUCAGGUCGCCAUCAUCGAGCAAUCUGUGAGCCCAGGAGGUGGAGCAUGGCUCGGAGGUCAACUCUUCUCCGCCAUGGUCGUCCGCAAGCCCGCACACCUCUUCCUCGACGAGCUUGAAAUCGAGUACGACGAGCAAGAAGACUACGUAGUCAUCAAACACGCGGCUCUCUUCACCUCCACCAUCAUGAGCAAGCUCUUAGCCAGGCCAAACGUGAAGCUCUUCAACGCAGUAGCAGCCGAGGACUUAAUCAUCAAGGGAGGUAGAGUCAGUGGCGUUGUAACUAACUGGGCUUUAGUCGCAAUGAACCACGACACACAAUCCUGCAUGGACCCGAAUGUAAUGGAGGCUAAAGUGGUUGUGAGUUCAUGUGGACACGAUGGACCCAUGGGUGCUACAGGAGUGAAAAGGCUCAGAAGCGUUGGAUUGAUUGAGAGUGUUCCUGGGAUGAAGGCUCUUGACAUGAACGCUGCUGAAGAUGCGAUUGUGAAGUUGACUAGAGAGAUUGUUCCUGGUAUGAUUGUUACAGGAAUGGAAGUUGCAGAGAUCGAUGGAUCUCCAAGAAUGGGGCCGACGUUUGGGGCUAUGAUGAUAUCUGGACAGAAGGCUGCUCAUCUGGCUUUGAGGGCUUUAGGGCUUCCGAAUGCUUUGGAUGGGACAAGUGUGGGAAGUGUUCAUCCAGAGAUGAUUCUUGCUGCUGUUGAUUCUGGUGAGACUGUGGAUGCCUAAGUCAUGAGGUAUAUAAUUUAGGGAGAAGUUUAAUUAGGGUUUGAAUAAAUAAGGAGAGAGGUUUGUGAAUGGUACUGGGAUGUGGUGGUUUGGUUGUUGGUAUGUUGUCAGAGGGACUUUGGAGUUUGGAGUUUUUUAUGUGAUUGUGAAUGAAUGGAAGUUUCUAUUUUUCUUUUGA
Messenger RNA from Lactuca sativa (garden lettuce), 1299 nucleotides. Its product is annotated as thiamine thiazole synthase, chloroplastic. The record is from RefSeq and is a predicted model, not a curated record. NCBI's taxonomy places the organism in Eukaryota, Viridiplantae, Streptophyta, Magnoliopsida, Asterales, Asteraceae. Gene Ontology annotation, biological process: thiamine biosynthetic process.